Messenger RNA from Cajanus cajan (pigeon pea), 1497 nucleotides. RefSeq names its product ADP-ribosylation factor GTPase-activating protein AGD12. NCBI's taxonomy places the organism in Eukaryota, Viridiplantae, Streptophyta, Magnoliopsida, Fabales, Fabaceae. The record is from RefSeq and is a predicted model, not a curated record. Gene Ontology annotation, molecular function: GTPase activator activity; phospholipid binding.
CAUAAAUCCAACAUUUUCUUACAUUUUGACGAGCGUUUUUGUGUUCUUCUCCAAUUUGUGGCAACCGAAGAUAUCUCACAUUUUAAGGUAGUUUAGCUUGGCUGCUAUUAUUGGAGUUGCAGUUUGUUGAACGGUUGCUUGCUUCACUUCAAGGGUGGCAAUGAGUGAUAAGGAAUUUGGGAGGCCUCUCUCAGGUAAAAGAAGAUUGAAGGAUUUAUUGCUUCAAAAAGAUAAUCAGUUUUGUGCUGAUUGUAACGCUCCAGAUCCUAAAUGGGCGUCGGCCAAUAUUGGAGUUUUUCUGUGCUUAAAAUGCUGUGGUGUGCACAGAAGUCUUGGCUCUCAUAUAUCCAAGGUUUUGUCUGUGACAUUGGAUGAAUGGUCAGAUGAGGAACUAGAUGCAAUGAUGGAAGUUGGAGGAAAUUCUUCUGCUAAUUCAAUUUAUGAGGCUUAUCUUCCACAAGGAUUUACAAAACCUGGACCAGAUGCCAGUCAUGAGCAGCGUACAAAAUUCAUCCGAUCAAAGUAUGAGCGUCAAGAAUUUUUGAAAUCUAGUUUGCGCAUUGUGUCGGGAACAGGCAAUAAUGUUCGAUCAAAUGUUUCCCAAGUAGGGACUGUGAAUAGUUUACGAAGUACUAGUGAUUCACAGAACACGGAAGGAAAGCUUGGAACGUUGAAGGUGAAAGUGAUCAAAGGCACGGAUUUAGCUAUCAGAGAUAUGUUGACAAGUGAUCCAUAUGUUAUCUUGAAACUUGGCCAACAGACUGUUCAGACAACUGUGGUGAAGAGUAAUUUGAAUCCAGUCUGGAAUGAGGAACUUAUGCUGUCUGUUCCUCGGCAAUUUGGACUAUUGAAUUUGAAUGUAUUUGAUUAUGACAUGUUUUCAGCUGAUGAUAUAAUGGGGGAAGCAGAUAUUGAUCUUCAGCCUCUGAUUUCAUCUGCAAUUUCAUUUGGAGAUGCUAGUAUGUUUGAUGAUAUGCAGAUAGGAAAAUGGCUGAAAUCCCAUAACAAUGCGCUUAUAGAUGAUAGCAUAGUCAAUAUUGUUGAUGGUAAGAUUAAACAAGAGAUGACCAUCAAGCUCCAGAACGUCGAAUCUGGAGAAUUAGACUUAGAACUCGAGUGGCUACCUCUUGCUAAAUAGAAAAACUUUAUCUGUAAUAUUGAACGAAGAAUUCUUGGGUUGAAUUGGGGAACACGAAUUCCAAAUCAAUGGCGCAUCAGAAAGAAAAAAAAAAGAGUGCAAAGAAAUUUUGGGAUGGCAUCAUAUAUGUUGUUGUAUAUACUCCUUAAGUUUUGACCAAAUGGGGUUGACAUGCUGUGAGGGUAAAAGAUGUAGUUGCAAUGUUUUUAAUAUAAUUUGUUUGGCGAUUGGGUGGACAGCAAGAUGAUCCAAGUCAAGGAUGAUUUCAAGACUAUUACUUUUAACUUUCAUUCAAAUUGUCGCAAAAUUGAUGAUCCUAGGUUUCAUGAUCAAUUUCAAAUGAUUGAUGAUUUUGAUGC